CUCGUUGCCAUGGAGCGCGCGGCGGUGGUGCGCGUGAAGCGGAAGCGCGGCGGGUCGGCGCCGGCCGAAGCCCUGCUGUUGGCCUGCAAGCGGCUCCGCACCGAGCCGGAGGUUGCCGGCGCCAGUGGGGAUGGAGUGGAGAAGAAUCUCUUCAAACUGGUGGCCACCGUGGCCUCUCCGGAUGAGCCUGUUCAGAAGUACAUCCAAGAAGCUAUUACCAAAGACAAAGCAGCUCAGCGCCUGCGACCUUCAUUGGGAAGCACUCAGAGAAUAACGCAAAACCUUCGCUCUUCCAAGCAAGCCAGAAGGCAGGAGAGCCGCUAUCGCCUGAUAGCCAGCCACCGUCCAAAUUUCACUGACGACAGAAGUGCUCUUCCUGCAGAUGGGGCGGAAUCAAACGAAAACAAGCAGCUGGCCUCUGAAGCAAAAAAGGACCCUUCCCUUGAAGGAAGCCAUGGUCCUUCAGGCUGUUCUGGUGAAUUUCAGUUGUUUGAUGUCGUACAAGAGGAAGAUGAGGAGAAAGACCCUGGUAUACCACAGAAAACUGAUGAUCCAGAAGUGAUUCUCUGCAAUGCCGUAGAAAUGAUUCGUGAACAUCUAACAGUAUCUGACAGUACUAAAGAAGCAGAGUGUCGCAUGAAGGAAGAGGAGUAUGUUUAUGAUAUCUAUUAUAUGGAAGCAGCGUCCUCAGGCUGGAUUGAGAACAUACUCUCCGUACAGCCCUACAAGCAGGAGUAUGAACUGGUGGAUGAAGAGCUCAUCCCAGAAGAAGUCUAUGAUGAUGAAGAUGAUGAGAACAAUGAGAACAACUGGCGUAAUGACUACCCAGAUGAAGAUGAGUUCGCUGAGGAAGGUGAAGAUAAUAGUGAUAGGGAAACAAGUGGAAGCAGUGAUGAAGAUAGUGGAUACAUCAGAAGAACGUUAGGGAAUUAUCCGGGUGAUGUCCUCCCACGGUUGUUAGACUACGAUGGGAUCCAAGAGCAGGAUUCUGAAUAG
Messenger RNA from Euleptes europaea (tarantolino), 996 nucleotides. It is a transcript of the gene SLC7A6OS, whose product is annotated as solute carrier family 7 member 6 opposite strand. NCBI's taxonomy places the organism in Eukaryota, Metazoa, Chordata, Lepidosauria, Squamata, Sphaerodactylidae. The transcript has 5 exons. Bases 10 to 996 code for a protein of 328 amino acids. The record is from RefSeq and is a predicted model, not a curated record. Gene Ontology annotation, biological process: developmental process.